AUGUGGCAACCCAGUACUGGGCGAUAUAUUCAAGGUUUUCAACACAAUGAAUCGCAGGUAGAUAUCUUUGUGCAGUCGAAUACUUAUACGGAUGCCGUCGUAGCCUCAUUGUUCGCGAUUUGUCCCCAGACCUCUGGAUUUAAGUUAUGGAGUCUAAAUACAAGUGUUUAGUGGGUUAACAACGGUUGUGAAGAAGGUAGAAUGGCCCCUAAAAAUAUCGAGUUAUGCCAUAUGGGCUAACGUCGAGGCUAGACAGUUUUGUAUAUCCCUGAACUAGCGACUUAGAUUUGUGACUUUAUGCGCAAUGGGCUGGUCGAACACAGCUUAUACUUAUCACGGCCAGAGACUUAUGGGCGGACUUCUCGCGCGGAGACUACUGACAGCCAAUCUCAAAACUGGCUUCGAAAUAACUAUAGUUAUUAGUAUUGGGCGAGUGUGAUGUUACCAUGUUACCAUGAUAGCACUCCUGUGGCUGUUAACGGCCACAGUACUGUGUUAUCUGGUUAGUGCUGACGCUAGAUGUUAACCCCGUUGAUAGGUCCCGUGAUCGACGUCAUUUGCGCCAUGGGCCUUACUGACGUAUGCAUCGACCGAAUUUCCUUACCAGGUCUGAGAAGAGGGCAUGACAAGCAGAGUAUUCCCCGAAUUGUAACUCAACGAAGGCGAAACAUGUUUCAGGCGCAGAUGUCGCCGGGUCAAUUAGAUUAAUGGCAGUUGGUUCAACCAAAAUAAGGGCCGCUGGCACCUUCGCCCUCCGUCGAUCAUGUAUUGUUAUUAAAGGUGUUGAUUUCCGAUUACUUUUUUAGCGUCGUCUUCACUCGCGUGUUCAGAUAACUGGCUUUAAGUUAUAUACUUUGCAGUAUCAGAGGGAAAUUUGCUUCUGCUCACAGGGUUGGCCCUUUCGACCUGGUUGGCAUUGUCCUCCCGUUUAUACUGGAAGUCGCAGUUGUAUCUGGUUGUUCAUCGCACUCCGCAGAUUGCCUGAAAAGCAUCCCUGACAUCGGUUGGGCAAACAUUAUUGACCACAUUUUCUGUCUCUGCCUAUUGUCAUGACUCGUUUGUCAAACCAUUUUCUAUAUAAUCUCACGAUCUUCUGUGCAAGCACCGACACGAAACGCUCCGUUGUAAAUCUGUGUGAUGUGCGCCAACAAUAGUUUGGCCAUGUUCUCUUGUCGGUUGGUUUGACCCUUGAAAAGCAUCAUCAACAGGACCCCCAGAACUUGUUGCGAUAGCACCUCCGUUCGCUAGCGCACGCAAUAGUAAUCGCCAAACGCGUUAUGUACUCGCAGAGAAACGUCCUUGAGACCUCACGUUGAUAUGCUUGAAAACCAGUUUGCCGUACGCUGAUCGUUCAAAAUUAGCCCUCCAUCGAAUCAUACAUCAAAGCCCUUCCUCUUUUUCGUUGCAUGCACGGUCUCUAGAAGCCCACCUAAUUUAGACUGUUCAUCACUCUAUAAAUUCGGUUUCUAUCUCACAACGUAAUUGCAAUUAUCUGACCGUGGAUCACUGGAAAACUGGGAAUUCCAUUCAUCAAAUAAUCAUCUGCAUUCCUCAAUUGCAGGUUUCUCGGAACUUCGGCAGUUCACAAAAAUUUAUAGAUCUUCUCUUGAUAAUAAAUUCACCCAAGCUGCUGCUCUUCUUAUUUGUGAACUAUUCCAAAUAUAGUCGCGUGUCGAUACCGUGGACUCAUCUGUCCUGACUGCGGGACAGACUGCAAGCGAUUUCGCUUUGCCUUAAGGCCUAGUUUCUACCGCGCGCCUGAGCAGUCGAAUGGCGGCCAGCUUCCAAUAACCCGUGCCUUAGCGAUAAAGAAAGGGAUAUUAGGAUCUUCCUUUUAGGCUAAUCAACCACCAUCAGCCGACGCUGCCCCAACAUCAGGCGUUGGCCCGCCCGGGGUUUGAACCCGAAUCAGAUAAUCAUCUAGCAAAACCCUUUCACUGCACUACAAGGCCCAUGUCCUAUCGGUUCUUUGCAAACAUGUUUUGGUUGUAAGGCAGUUGCAGUCUUCGCCUAUAGUAUUUCUUGGGCCACCUUGAGUAAGAAUAUUUACUUUAGUUUCUAAUUUUAUUUUUCACAAUGGCCUAUUAGAGUAUACGUUUCAAAAUUUGUCGUCGCCACCAUCGGCCGGAGACUACGGUAGUGCUCAUCUGGCCUUUCCUACAAGGUUUUUAUUAUUAUUUCGUUUCGGCUAUCUGCUGGCUCCAGCUGUUUCACUGGUUGACACAUUCGACCCGCGACGUCGGUUCUCUUGAUAUUUUUCGCUGCCCCUCGACAUAAUUACAAAAAAGCCCUCCAGAAACCCUGGUCUUUGUUGUUAGGUGACCUAAUUCCUUCUGGCCGCCAAAAAAUCCGCCCGUCAAAAGCGCAAGUGUUCUUUAGGUUCAAAUGACUCCAAUUCAUCGGGGAGUUAUUUCCUUCUCUAGAUGACGUUCUUGAAACCUAUGUUUCCCGUACAUAAGUCUGUAAGCUAUUCCCAACCCUUCCUCCGCCAGGUGAAUUCACUAGCAUUUACAAAUGAUGGUCACUACUUGGCAGCAGCGGGAUAUGGCAAAAUUCGCAUCUACGACGUCUACGGCGGCGCCAGUCCUCUUGUCGUCAUAUCCGAAUUUACAAAAAAUGUUAACGCUAUUGGCCACAACGCAUCUGGGACUUGGAUGUUUGCCGGUGGUGAGGACAAAGCGGCAAAAAUACUCGACUGCAGGGCCGGUGGCUCAGGUUCUCCAUAUGUGACUGGCACGCGACAGGUUAGAGUAUUGUUAUGCCGGGUUUUUUUACCAACUGAUUUAUUUUCCCUGCGUAUUUUAUCUUUUUUGUGACAUUGUGUCGGAAAUCAAACUAUCCCACUCAACUUGGCGGACGAACGCAUGUAGACUCGUCCGUAGCGAUCGACGAGCGCCGCCCACCGACUGCGCAAAAUCCGCCCAACUCCCAUUUCUGCGUCGUCAUGGUUUAGUGGCCGGUCAAAUCACACAGUUUCCAGAUGGAUGCGAAUGCGUUCUCAGCGAAUGGGUCUGGGAUCUCAUAUGAGUGCCAUAAAAGCCACAUUAGGAGGGAGGUAUUGCCAACUAACCCCCAUCCCAAGAGAGGGUCAUGGUAUUCCAUCAACCGGUAACUUCCAAAGCCACGACUACCAGCGCAACUGGGUAGUUUUAUAAUGUCCUUGGUUGUUCAUGCUAGGGAAACCAGAAGCCGAAUCUGGUCUGGAAUAACCCUCCUCCUUCUUGUGCUCGUAUCCUGUCUUAGUCUAACCGAUUAGAGUUUAUAUCGGUGCAAUAUCUGGCGUGGCGGGAAACCUCAUCUAACGCAAUGACCAGCCUCGUCACAUGGUUGUUGUGUAACUGAUAAUGAGCCUAUAACGGGCCGCUCUGUAGAUGCCCUAGACCAACAUGGGAACCAGAUCAAAGUCCGGUAUGCGUCACGGGGGAUGCACGCUCACAACAAAUACCAGCAUUGGGGUGCUGCGACAGGCUCACGCCGCGCUAAUUGGGAUCCGAACCGAUCCCCCGUUUUGUAUCGGUGUAUAAAAUUUUGGUCAGUGUCCGUUGUGGACUGGGUGGUGUGGUGGUACGCCUGGGUGUGGGUUUUCUCCGUGCCAGCCACUCGCGGCCUCUCCCGCCUCCAGUCUUCUUGACUCUGUCUUGACACCGGUCCCAGGCGGUAGAGGAGGAGAGAGUGCAGUUGAUGCGGCGCAAGCCUACUCUUACCAUAAGAGAAAUCACGCGCAAAUCACCGUCCCUGAUCUCACCUUGCUGUUAAGCAUACGGUGGACAUCGUCGGUCAUGAUGUUCGAGCUGUGGUAUGACCGUCAGUUAAUCUUAGCUAUUUUUUUCUUGCGUGACAGAAUAGGCCAAAGUAAUAUGUGGAUUUUUUUAACGGCAAGUGAGGUAUACUUCCAGUCGCAGGUGUUCGGCCAACCAUCUAUACCCAUAGCUGUAAUCCAAAUGGUCGCUAAACGGGUGGGGCAGGUCCAGCAGAGAAUGCGGCGACGUAAUUGAUGGAAGGGGCCAGCGCUCACGGACCCAGGUUCCGCAGGUAUCACAAUGUGCGUCGCAACCAUUAGAUCCCACCUCGGAGUCACAGUCGCCACAAGGGUAGACAAACCAGCAUAUUCUGCUCGUUUGAAGUAGAUCUGUUGCGUAGGAAUAGGAUUGUAGCGUUGAUACUACGACGAUUGCGGGGGGUUACCCUCGAAACCAGUCGGAGCCCCCAACGUGGGGCGUGGAUUUUGAAUUUUCGAUUUGAAAUCGUAACUCACCUAAUUCCGAUGUGGUAGUCUCCUCUCCGCGGCCCUCCGUAUUCGUUUGGUCCAGCAGUUAGCUACCGUCGUUUUUACAGCAAAUAAUAAUGUCUGUUGGUCGUGUAUAAGUCUCCCAUGCAACCUAGUUAAUUUUAAGACCUGUGAAUUGGGCCGCCAACAUGUCCUUACAUCGUCAUUUUUUCUCGCCUGCCUCCGAGCGUCUGACGCAAAGCCGUGUUUUAGCUGGGCUUUCUUCGAAAAUCCCCAGUCUGGCCACUCCAUCGAAGUCGAAUAGGCUUCAGCGCCACAUAUGUGCCGGCCACAUCACCUGUUUCCAGGACCCGGGUGUCUGCGAUCCCUCCCCACAACUUCACAUUCAGUAUGUCUUGAAGACGCCCUGGACGAAAUUAGUUCGGUUUUCUUGCUUGACUUUGCUACUUCAUAUUUGUUUCCACCCUGUAGAGUUGCGCAGCCAGGAAGACAGUUCUGUGCAUCUUCAGCUGGGUAUUGAGGAGAGCGUUUUGGCAGUUAACAACUGAAUGUUGCAACCCAUGUUAGGCCUCACUGGCUUUCUAUAUUCAAGUCAGAAUUUUGUCGUCGAUCUUGGUGGUUUAUUUCGCUUGGUACUUCCCUGACAUUUGCCCUUGGCAGUUACCAUGAAUUCGCCGUAUUCCUCACUUGACAUUGAUUGUUGUGGGCGGGGAUCCACUUUGCGCCUAAACAGUCUUUACAGGUUGGUCGGUGCGGUUAGCUAGAUGUUGCACGACUUUAUAUUAACGAGGAUACCCCGCUGCACAUACGCUGUGGAUAUUUGCCAUGGGUACAUGUGUGGUAUUCGCUGAUCCGCCCGGGCAUGUUAGGGCAGGCAUGAUCACGGUGGUAGCAAGUGCAUUUAUGCAAUACACCGGCGGUCCACGCCAUACGCAUCGGUGGAUCAGGUGGAUAGUUCUACUUCUACCCGUCCCGGUGUUCAGCUCUCUUAUGUGAUUACAAGAGGUCGCACCCUGCACGACGGCCACACCGCAGUAACCACAAUCGGCCGGCUAACUAAACUUAGUGAGGAGGGUAUCCGACGUGUGUCUUCGCAUCCGGUGUCCUUGAGCUAAUCCUCAAACUCCCUACACCUAUUAAAGUCCCAUGAACAGUGCAAGGUGCGAUUCAUGCGUUCCACACUAAUUAGGGUAGUUUUCCCUCUAAACGAAAGUCUUGACCAAUAGCGAAAUUAGGCGGCCGCCUGGAAGAGGUGAGUGCCGGUUACACUACAUCCUAGAGCAGCCGUCUAAAGGCAGAUCUACUAGACGCCGGAGUGACUUUCGCUAUCAGGAAUGACGUAAGACUGCUGUCCUGCCUGUUGCAGCCCAUCAAUGAUCAUGUAAUGACUGUGAGGCUACUACUACUUGGGAGCAAGCUCGCAAUCGACGUCACCGCCUACCCCUCGCCUUAUCAGUGAUCAGCUUCGAUGACGUAGCGAACAAGUUCUAUGAAGAUCUAACCGUUUUCUGCUCGACGAUACCGAAAGCUGACAACGUGAUCGUUUUUGAGGAGACUUUACUGGUCUCGUCGAUUCGGACUGUAUUACCUGAAAGGAGAAUUCUAAGUUGUCAUGGCAUCGGCAUCUGCCACAGCAAUAACCUCCUUUUGCGGACACGCGCAGAUCAUGAUCUUUUCCUUAUUGGCGCAUUCUUCCGCCUUCCAAAUUUGGAAAAGACAACGUGGGGGCACACAAACCUACUAACGCUUACCGUAUCAGAGGCCGAGGAAGAGGCGAAACAACUUGCACUCGCAAAGCUGAGGUGAUCCAAAGGCAUGUCAUCCUUGUAAGAUGUAGUAUUUCUUCACGGGAAUCAAGUUAAGUGGACUACGUCAUUGCGCACCCAAGACGACACAAUCAUACUGUCUGCGAAGUUGUCGGAGACCCUAGAACGCUGGGCUGAGCACUGCCAGGACAUUCUGAAAAACAAUUAACUGACUCUGCGAAAAGCACGCAAAUGCUGACUUCGAUCGUCCGCUUCCCUACAGGAGACGUUCAGCGUUGAUCAACAACUGUCCGGCGGAAAACACAUAGAUGCGGCCCAAAUCCGCCCAAGAUCUACAAAGACAGCGGUCCACAACCUAUGAACAAUCUUACUUUACUGUUCUAACUGGCGGUGAGAGCAAAGUCCCCAAGACUUCCAAGUUUCAACUAUCGUCCAUCUGCACAAAUGUCAGAGUAACUAUCAAAUCACUGACAACUCCAGCACCGUUGAUAAGACCUUUGUUUGCCUGUUACUCAUUAGCCUGAACGCGUUUUUGGAGCAGGGGCUCUUUCCACUUUCGCUUGUCUGAUGAAGGCUUUCGACGCAGUGAGUCAGGACAGACUCAGGAGAAUCAUACUGAAAUUCAGAUGCCCGAAACGAUUUACGCAAAUGAUGAGACGGCCACACAACUGGUUGGUGAUGCUCGUCAUGGACAAUAGGGCAAUGUCCACGAUCUCUUGUUUAGGAGGACUGCGCCCUCAACAACUCGAGGAAAGAGGACAUACAACGAAGUUUAGACUUCUUCGCCUUCAGAUGUUUGAAUUUCGGAAUGGCGAUUAGCACGAAUAUGACUGUGUUUUCUGCACAAACCGGUGCCAAAUCGUGGAUAUAACUCGCUAAGUAUAAUUGCCACUGGAACUCACUUCGCAACAAUGGGAAACUUCACGUGACAUCUCAAGAGAUGUCAAGAUCGAUGACGAAAUUGCAAGUCUCUCAUGUCGCCUCAGCCAAUACGCCAAACCUCCUCGCCACUUGACUGGAAUGCUCGGACAGUCGACCGGCGCCUGACGGGGAGGAUGAAGCAUGAGACCGACACGGCAAGCCAGCGUAUUAUUGACUAUGGUAGAUCUGGCAUGCUGAGACCUUCAACACCGCGGUUGUGACAGCCUGGCUCUCAGCCCCCCAGUCCGCCACUUCACACAACUGGACAGACUGCGUGGACUGAGUUGGGGCGUCUGUCGGCUACCUUCCGAGCCACGGCGCUCGACGUACCGUGGCAGUCUCAGACUCCGAUCACACAUGCAGCGGGGGAGCCGCAUGGAGACGGAGCCGAGACGCAGACUUCCCACUUGCGUGGGAGAUGGCAGUUGGGUGAUGUUGAUGUGCGGUGAGAUGCCGGUGGGGGAGGAUGUGAUGGUAUGGUGCGGCUGGCGGUUGUCUACCGCAGGCCUUCGUGGACGCGCAUGUGGUCUAAUAGACUCAUGUGGUGAAUCAAUGUGUUAGUGCAAUGUGGACAUUUGAGACGGAUGCGGCGAGUGUAUGUGGGUGCUCCAGGCACAUGUUCGCCGGUCUCUGUGCAAUGGAUUCGCAAGUGACCGAUUAGGACGAUGCGUGAGGUAAAUGUACGGUGACAGUGUGAGCAUGUGAAGUCGGCGGUGUCAGUAUCAGCUUCGGUGAUGGUGAUUGUGGAGCUGGUGAUGAUGGCUGCUCUGGGCGAUGGUGCGUGGGUUGGGCCGAGCAUUGUGGGUGUGCAAGAUGUACUGAGUGUGAUGGAGCUGGCGACGGUGGGCGUGGUCUGCGAAAUGUGGGAGGAGCUAGGCAUGGUGGGUGUGCUGAGUGUGUCAGGGCUACGAUCAAUUCCGCUCUCGUGGAUACACAUGUGGCCGAAUAGGCCCAUGCGGUGCAUGAACAUGCGAGGACAGUGUGGACAGUGGAGGCUGAUGCGGCGGGUGUAGGUGGGUGCUUCAGGCGCUGGUUCGCCAGUCUCUGCGCGAUGGAUUUGCAAAUGACCCCACCAGGCCGAUGUGUGGGGUGAAGGUACGAUCAGAAUGAGGACAGGUAUAGACCAGGUCCUCAUCACUGGUGUCGAUGGUGGUGGUGUUUGUGUAUAGUGGUGUGCCAAUGUUGUGUGCAGUGUUGAUGGGCAUGGCAGACGCCACGGCGGUAGACGUUGAGGCGGUGAAGGAGUAGGAGAGAGGACGGUAGUGGUGGUUCGAAAGGGUGGUCAACGUUAGUUGACGGCGUUAGAGGCGAGGAAGAGGUGGAUGGGGAGACGACGAUUGGUUUAGUUCGGGUGCCGCAGUUAGUCCGGAGGUGUGCAACAAGUCCAAUUGGCGCCCGAACUGUCCGUUGACAUCAUAGACUUGUUGGAGGCAGUUGGGCGUUGACGUUGUGGGCCGGCGGUGGCAGUUGAGAUUUGCGUGUCUUGUGUUCGGCUUUGGCGAGGGUGAUGUAGUUGGCUUGAACUAUUGCUGCGCCCGUCUUUGCUGUUCUCCUCGACCGGUGCCGAGCGAGGUCUCCCCAGUUUACCAGGUUGAUCUUCAGGUGCUUCAGGGAGGUUUUCAGAGUAUCCGUAUAGCGCUGGACUUAACCUCCAUACCAGCGUGAAGCCGUCGCGACAUCUCCAUAGAAGAGUCUUUUGGGUAGCCUUCCGUCGUCCAUUCGUACGAGUUGGCCGCUUCAGCGUACUUAUAGUUGUCUUAGCAUAGCGUAGAUGCUGAGGAUUUCAGUCUGUUCCAGUACGUCCGUGUCUGGGAUCCUAUCCUACCAUCACAGCUUAAGUAUUCGACGAAGACAACUGAGGUGGAAGUGGUUGAGUCCACGCGCCUGCUUCAUAUACACCGUCCAGGUCUCUGCACCAUGCAGCAAUGUCGGUAGGAUGAUGGCCUUAUACGUCUUCAGUUUCGUGCUGAGUUGUAGCCCGUGACGGUUCCAAACUGUGUUUUGAAGACGACGAUAGCUAGGCUGGUUUUGGAAAUCCAGCGAGCCAUUUCAUCGUCGAUUUUGGUGGCGCGGGAGAGGGUGCUGGCAAGAUACGUGGAGUUGUCCACCACUUGCAGUUGGGCUCCGUUCGCGGUGAUUUGGAGUGCGACGUAGGCAGCGUCGGGUGGCGGUUGGUGCAUGGCCACCGUCUUCUCCGUGUUGAUGAUGAGGCCGAAGUUCUCGCAGGCCGCGGCGAAGACAUCCAUGUUCCUUUGCAUGUCUACCUCAGCAGUUUCGUUGAGGGCGCAUUCGUCGGCGAACAGAAGUUCGUGGACGGUGGUUGUGAUGACCCAGUGCCUGGAGCACCAAACUACACCAGAUGCCAUCGCCUGAGCUGCCUACACUGCCGGCGCGCAUUCACUCACUUCAUGGGCCUAUUAAGCCACAGGCAUCUCCAUGAAAACCUGCGGUUGAACACCGCCGGCUACAUCAUACCAUCACACCUCACCAGUACCUACACCACCAAUGGCCACGCCCAACAUUACACAGCGCAAGCAUGUCAUUGGCACCUCUCACGAAAGGGGGAAGUGUGUUCCUCGGCUCCUUUUCCGUGUAGUCCCUCCCUGCUGCAUGUUUGAUCCGAGCCUAAGACUAUCACGGUACGCUAAGCUCUGUGGCUUGGAAGCUCGCUAACAGACGAGAUAACUCGGGCCUCGCAGUCAGCCCAAUGUGUGUUUGUGUGGAGUGAUCAACUGGUGGACUGAGAGUCAGACCGCAAUGGCUCCAUCCUAAUAUGGCCAAUAUGGCACUCCCUCUCAGUGGGACCUGGUCCGCCCCUAGUCAGUGCGCGUUGUAGACCAAGGGGUGUAGUGGCACGCCUAGGUGCGGGUUUACUCCAUGCCAGCCAUCUGCGGCCUCUCCCGCCUCUGGUUUUCUUGACGCUGUCUUGACGUCGGGCCUAGGUGCGGGAAGGGGAGGGAGUGUGAUAGAUGCAGCGAAAGUUCACUGCCACUAUAACCUAAUUCACGCGCAAUUCACCAUCCCUUUUCUCAUCCUGCUGACGAUUACACGGCGGUCAUCGUCGAAACUGACGGUCUAACUGUCGAUAUGGCCUGUUUACCUCUACCGGCCACUGAAUCCGCGCCCAUAUCUGGUCCUUUUGCCAUCAGAGCCAGGUGUCGUAGGAGGAAAAAGUGGGGUGGCUGCAUCGCGAAAGUGUACUUCUCUGUAAACAAUUUCAGCGCAAGUCAUCCCUGCACCGGCCCAGUGGACGUCGUCGUUUGGGGCAAUCGAACUAUCGUAAUUGACAAGUAAACAGCUUUUUUGUAACUGGUUGGCUUUACUUCCUGCACGCACGUCCGCGUCCAGCUUUGUUAUUUUCGCAAUGUCGCACGCUCCUCAUUCAUCCGUACCACAUGGUCUAGUUGACUGAGAUGGCACACUCGACGGGUAAUGUAAAAUACGCACCACUGAUGUAUUUCUGCAUUGCUCACCAGAUCGCACUAGUUUACUGCUUCAUUGUCAAGUAGACAGUUUUCUCGCAUUUUGGUUAUCCAACGGAGCUUUCGGUCUCCAUCAGCGUGCACCCAAGCCCUUUGUUGUAAGCUCUUCCCCCUAACCGUUAUGUGGAUACCUUGUCCUCGGCUGAUGCAGCACUCCUUCGUCUUGGCAGUAGUCAGUCAAAAUGAACAAGCAUGCGUAUGCUUGCCAAAUGGUCAACCGAACUGCUCCAUGGGAAUUUUCGCAACUCUUACAGUAGUCGACCCCGUUGCUGACCGGGCUUUUUCCUUGGUGGAGCGCCUGGUGGAAAUUUUAGGAGCCGCCAACGAGCUGCACCUGUAAAUUACCAGGACUGAUUACUUUAAGAUCCUGUAGUCAAUGCGAUAAAACGGUGGUAGAAAUUGCUGAUUUUCUUAUACAGACUGGCGCUUGAGUAAGCGGCCAGUAUGUAACGACCAAAAAUCCAUAUAUCGGACAGCGGUAGUUUGAUUGUCGUGCUACUCCGACGUCUGUUCUUAUGUAGGCAGCUUGUAAAUUGCACGUCCAACCUAGAUUUUUUCCACUUUUUUCAAUAAGGAUUCUCAAAGCUGCUUUACUGACCCCUCAGUUGGAUUGACUAAGUUAGCGUCUAAAUGCGAAAAAGCCUGUAGCUCACGAGGCGUUCUGCGGCGAAAGCAAAGCUGUGGCGAGUGUUCUUCACAUAGCAAGCGGCCUACAGGCCAUGUCCACUGCCUAACGCAUCAGCCCAUCCCUACUGUAUUCACGUUGCCAAUGGACGACCUUCUAGCAUCUUGUGUUUUGGAGGAAAAAUGAACACACUCGUUGCUGCAGACAACGGCAGUCUGUCGCUUCUUGCUCUCCACUCGUCUAAUCUCUCCUCUUUCUGGGUGCCGAUUGCAUGCCCGCAAAGCAUGGGACAGCGUAUAUUGCUGCCUGCAGGAUAGCGCAAUUUCUUUGCCCAAGGACCCGACCGCCACACGCAUUAUUCACUAAAGUCUAAGCCCUCCUUUCGUCCGUCUACGUACACCCCGUCUUUCCCUACAAAAUUUCUCUUUCCCCAACGUCCCUCUUGAUUUUCCUUGUAAAAACCAAAAGUAAUAGGAGAUUCGUACAAUUCCCUGCCUCCGUAUGACGCUUAUUCCCCUGAACGGCAUCUUCAACCUCUUGCAAGCCGUUUUAGACCAUCCAGCGUGCACUGCGUUUAUAUCUAAUUUUUCUGCCUCUCCGUCAGUGCGGCUCAAGCAUCAACUCAAUGGCCCUCCAUCCGAAUCAGCUGGAGAUCCUCUUUAGCACCGAUAAAGGUGAGGUCUAUGUGUGGGACCUACGAAACGGUCGGACCGCAGUCCUCUGUCCUGACGCACGUGAGGGACCCAUUCACUCAAUCGGAAUCAACGCUGAGGGCACUUCGUUGGCCGCGGCUAAUACUGCCGGCAGCAUCAUCGUUUGGUCCCUAGGCGGUAAUUCGGCCUUCAAACACACUGAGAAGGUUAGUUGGGCUUUCAUACUCCCUGCUCGAAUAACCGGCUUGCAACUGCCUAAUGACGUGACAUCAUAACUCUGCAGAAUCACACCCCGUUUGAGUAGAUCCGUUUCUUUGUAUCUUGCCAAUAUUUUAAACCUAGGUGCUAAGGAAUAUGCACGAGAAUGAGUUUAGUUUUGUUCCAGUUCCCGGUCUGUGUCACGUCUUGAGAAUCUUCAGUUGUCGGUCUAGACAGGUUAAUUCAACACCAAGGGGCCUGCAUCACGUGCACUGUCAUCUUAACCACCGCCACCGUUACCAUCACCAACAUCAAAGCAACCUACAGCACCCGUAGCUUUCCCGAUGUACAGUAGGUGAGCCAACUCAUGAAAUGUCAACCAAAAUUCCGAACUGCGUUUUAAUUUCGAAAAGAUUAAUUAAGUAGGGUUGUAAAACUAACGAUCAUACAGCAUAAUUCUAUAAUGGUUCAGUUAUCUCGGAAUGCCGGUUUUCGAACUAAUUUCUUUCCAGUUGCAUGCAAAAACCAUACUCUGCAAAAAAUGACUACUUAUAUAGCAUGCGUUUUUUUCGUUGGUUUCCGAUGCUCUUAAAAAUUAAAUUAUCUUUUACGGAAAACAUCCAUCAAAAUAUUCAAUCUCUUGCCCAUUCGGUAGAACAUUACCUCUUCUUCCAAUAUCAUACUCGAAAGAAAGGUAUAAUUCGGUUUUCAAAAACUUCCAAUUCCCGAAUAAUUUUGAACCCGACCUGCUGUUACACUCGCAUUCAGGUUUUCCAAACUACAAGCCAUAUAUUUUCCGCGUACAGAAAACUAUACAUUUCUCUACGGUAUUAAGAGGAGACCAUAUGUGGUUUGUGAACUUUAGCAGUGGAUUUCAGCUACGUUGUUAAGUUUGCGAACCACAUUGGUAAAUGCAGUGACAUGACGUUUUAUGAACGGCGAUUUCACGGUAUUAAAAGGUCUCACAAUCAGAUACUUUUUUAAAACCGAAGUACACUCUUCUUUCGAGCGUAAAUUUGGAAGAAGACGUCAUUUUCUGCCUAAUGAGCAAGAGACUGAAUAUUUAUAUGCAUGUUUUCCAUGAAAUGUAAUUGAGUUCUUACGGGCAUCCAAAAUCAAUGAGAGAAAUGCAUGCUACUUAAGUAGUCAUUUUUACAGAGUAUAGUUUUUGCAUGCAGCCGGAAAGGAGUUCAUUCAAAAGCCGGCAUCCUGAGGCAGCUGACCUAUUGUAGCAUUAUGCUGCAUGAUAAUUAAUUUUACACCUCUAUUUAAUUAAUCUUUUCGAAACGAAAAUGCGUUUCUAAAUUUCGGUUGACAUUUCAUGAGUUAGCCCACCCACUGUGGUGGUAGAAUUCAUUUUAAGUUAGGUGCACACAGUGAUGAAUCAUUUUAGCCUUUCAAAACCUAGUCAAUAUGAACUCUUCCUACUGAGCCUUUGAAAGCUUAAUGAGUAAACUUGCCAGCAGUGAUAGUGACAACGAAGAAACGAUGAUGAAUGUGGUGGCGGCGACGACGACGACGGUAAUGUCGACGAAGAAACUGUAGUAGUUAUGUUUUUCUUUCUCAGCGUUCACCACACUUUGGGUGCUUUUAUGACAAUUUCAACUGUCAUGCUGUUAAUUGAUCAUCACGCCUCUACUUUUGCUGCUCACAACUUCAACAGCAUCGUGGCAAAGUUCACACCUCCUACGCCCUGAAGGUGGAGUUCUCGCCAGAUAGCACCCUGUUGGCGACCUGCGGUGCCGACGGAAAGGUGAACCUCCUGAAAACGGCGGAUUUUAGCGUGACGAGUAGUCUGCAAGCCAGCAGCAGCACCGGUCGCCACUGGGCAUGGGACUGCGCCUUCUCCGCGGACUCCCGCUUCCUUCUCACCGCCUCUUCUGACGGCGUUGCCCGACUCUGGGACCUGGAGACCAACGAGGUGCGGUUGGAGUACAAGGGUCAUCAGCGUGCUAUCACCUGUCUGGCCUUUAGGGACCAGUCGCUGGCCGAUUGA
Messenger RNA from Spirometra erinaceieuropaei, 13869 nucleotides. Lineage: Eukaryota; Metazoa; Platyhelminthes; Cestoda; Diphyllobothriidea; Diphyllobothriidae. The record is from the annotation of a GenBank genome assembly.